GUGAAAGGUCGGGCCCGGGCAGCCGGCAGCAGCUUCAGGAGAUGAGCGGAGCGGCUUUAUUCCGUGUGAGCGCGUCUCGCCUGCUCUCGGCCUCGGGGAAGCGCGGCGCCGGGAGCCUGCUCCCCGCAUGCUGUCACCGCCGCGGCUUCAGGACUGACGGCCGGAGUCUGGCUUACGCCAAGGAUUUGUUUUUGGGUAAAAUUAACCAGAAAGAAGUUUUUCCCUACCCAGAAAUCAGUAAAGAAGAGUUGGAGGAGAUUAGUCAACUUGUUGCACCUGUGGAAAAGUUUUUCAAUGAAGAUGUUGAUUCAAAGAACAUUGAUUUGGAUGCAAAAAUUCCACCAGAAACCAUGAAAGGACUCAAAGAGCUGGGUCUCUUUGGACAGCAGAUUCCUGUGGAGUAUGGUGGCCUUGGCCUGUCAAACACCAUGUACGCACGAAUUGGUGAGAUCACUUCUUUGGAUGGGUCCAUUGCUGUUACUCUGGCAGCUCAUCAAGCUAUUGGACUGAAGGGAAUCCUAAUUGUUGGUACUGAAGAGCAGAAAGCCAAGUAUCUGCCUAAACUAGCAACAGGAGAGCAUGUUGCAGCUUUUUGUCUUACAGAACCAGGAAGUGGGAGUGAUGCAGCAUCAAUUCAGACCAAGGCAACUCUCAGUGAUGACGGACAGUGCUAUUUACUCAAUGGUUCAAAGAUCUGGAUAUCAAAUGGCGGAAUUGCAGACAUUUUUACAGUAUUUGCACGAACAGAAAUGGUUGACAAAGAUGGUACAACCAAGGACAGGAUCACUGCUUUUGUGGUGGAGAGAGAAUUUGGUGGCAUAACCAGUGGGAAACCAGAAGACAAGCUAGGAAUCCGUGGAUCCAAUACAUGUGAAGUUCACUUUGAAAACACCAAAGUUCCAGUAGAAAACAUCCUGGGGGAAGUAGGAGGUGGUUUUAAGGUGGCCAUGAGGAUCUUGAAUAGUGGACGAUUUAGCAUGGGGAGUGCAUCUGCAGGAAUGAUCAAAAAGCUUAUUGAGAUGACAGCAGAGUAUGCUUGUACCCGGAAACAAUUUGACAGGAAGCUGAGUGAUUUUGGACUGAUUCAGGAGAAAUUUACACUGAUGGCGAUGCAAGCGUAUGUAAUGGAGAGCAUGGCUUAUUUGACUGCAGGAAUGAUGGACCGGCCAGGAGAGCCAGAUUGCUCUGUUGAAGCAGCCAUGGUGAAGGUUUACAGUUCUGAGGGUGCCUGGGUAUGCAUUAGUGAAGCAUUGCAGAUUCUGGGAGGCCUCGGCUAUAUGAAAGAUUAUCCCUAUGAACGAUUCCUCAGGGACAGCAGAAUACUUCUGAUUUUUGAGGGCACUAAUGAAAUUCUACGGAUGUACGUGGCCUUGACUGGUUUGCAGCAUGCAGGAAAAAUCCUUACUGGAAAAAUAAAAGAGAUGAAGAAAGGAAACAUUGGAGUUGUGUUGGAGCUUUUAGGAAAAAGAUUGGGAAGUACUUUUAAUAAAAAAGUGGAUUACGGCCUUACGGGCAAAAGUGGUGUUGUGCACCCCAGUUUGGAGGAGAGUGCCAAAAAAUUGGAGGAAAAUGUGUAUAUUUUGGGAUGCUCAGUGGAAAACUUACUAUACAGAUUUGGCAAGACAAUAGUGGAAGAGCAACUGGUGGUGAAGAGAGUGGCUGAUGUUCUUAUUAAUCUUUAUGCCAUGACGGCAGUUAUCUCGAGAGCUAGUCGCUCUAUCAGCAUUGGUCUUCGCAAUCAUGACCAUGAGGUUUUACUUGCCAACACCUUUUGCUCUGGGGCCUAUUUCCAGAAUAAUUACCUAUUGGCUCAACUACAGAAAAACUCUCCUGAAAACCUUGAUGACAGCAUUAAGAAAAUAGCGCAGCAAGUGCUGGAUAAGAGAGCAUAUAUUUGCUCUCACCCACUUGACCGAACAUUCUAGGACAUAUUCGACCAUAAACUGACUAUAGUUUUCUAAGUGUGUGCAUAUAAAUAUGGAUAUUAACACCAGGCAAUACAAUAAAAGUAAAACUAGAAUAAUUAUGUAAAGCUGAUUUACUGAAUUUAACUAAAAAUUGUGAAAUAUUUUAUAAAUUCUGUUUUGUAUUUGAAAUGCAAUAUCAUUCAGCUCUCCUGUUCACUAUUAACAAGUCUGAAGCAGUUCUACGCUUGAUUUACUUCAGUAGCAAGAAUGACAGCAACUCAGCAUAUGGCCCAGUAUUCAAGUGCAUCAGAUAUUGGUUUGAUCAAUGAAAUGUACAAAAGCACAAAGCCAUAAACAAAUGGGUUAGUUGUCUAUCCAUUUCUAUUUUCAGGGUGGAUUAGAGUACUUCUGUGGGAGGAUUGUUUGUUUGGAGGAGAUGAGUCUUCUCCAUUUCCCCAUUUAGUGGAUUGAGCUUACGAUUGUAAAUCCGUGAGCGCUUAUUGCAGUAUACACUAAAGAAAAAAGUGUGGGAAUAGGUUAAUAUGGAUUUCAUAAAAAAUAAUAAAGCCAUGAUAUUAAUACAGGUUAAGAGAAAUCAUUACAGGUUUCACCUAAGGAUUGAGACUGUUCACUAACCGAGUAGAGUAAUGGGAAGCUGAAAUACAGUAAUUACAUAGGAGGUCAUAAUAUGGUAUUUCUGGAUCUGGGACCAGCGUUAUUCUGACGUGCAUUUAUCGAGGAUAAAGAUAAUUUCUGUGGUUGUAUGAAUCCUAGAUUUGUUUACUGAUUUUUCAAUUGUCAGCCUCUGCUGGUAUCUGUGUUAAAACUAAUUAGUGGUAUCUUUUGAUCAUUCAACUAAAUAAUGCUGCCCAAAAGACUGCCACCAGAAUUCAUUCAAUCCAGUUUAAAAGAAUGUGAAGUUCCUUCACUGUCGCUGGGUCAAAAUCCUGGAACUUCCUCACUAACAGCACUGUAGGUUAUUUACAUCACAUGGAUUGCAGUGGUUUAAGAAGUUGGCCCACCAACACGUUCUUGAGGGCAAUUAAGGAUCGGCAAAAAAUUGCUGGCAUAGCCUAAGUGAUUUCCGCAUUCCAUGAAAGAAUGAAUUUUUUAAAAUGGGCAUUUUACCCUAGAAGAAGUCUGUGUGAAAAUGCUUAAUCAGAAACUGUCCCCAUUAGGGAUGCAAUGUUAUAACAAUUGUUCUGCUGAUUUAGUUUAUAAAUUUGCCUUUAAGUGCCAUUACCAUUAAAGAAGUUGCACAACUUACAUGUACAAGUAACCUUCAAAGGUUGAACCAAUUAAUUUUAGUAAUACUGUUAUAAAAACUGUUUCAAAUCAAUUUUGCCAAAGCA
This is a messenger RNA of Carcharodon carcharias (great white shark), 3259 nucleotides long. RefSeq names its product acyl-CoA dehydrogenase family, member 9 (gene acad9). NCBI's taxonomy places the organism in Eukaryota, Metazoa, Chordata, Chondrichthyes, Lamniformes, Lamnidae. The transcript has 18 exons. Bases 42 to 1925 code for a protein of 627 amino acids. The record is from RefSeq and is a predicted model, not a curated record. Gene Ontology annotation, molecular function: flavin adenine dinucleotide binding; acyl-CoA dehydrogenase activity.